GACCUUUUUUUGUCAUCAUGCCUCCAAAACGAAACGUCGAAGACGAAAGUGAGGGCGCUCCACGGCGAUCCAAACGCCUGCAACUUGCCAGAGACGACUCGGUCCUCGCAGCGGGCGCCAGUAAUCUUAGACUCAGUUCCGGUUCUUAA
Messenger RNA from Paraglomus occultum, 149 nucleotides. NCBI's taxonomy places the organism in Eukaryota, Fungi, Glomeromycota, Glomeromycetes, Paraglomerales, Paraglomeraceae. The record is from the annotation of a GenBank genome assembly.